Syngnathus typhle (broad-nosed pipefish) is the source of this 2208-nucleotide messenger RNA. RefSeq lists its product as uncharacterized. NCBI's taxonomy places the organism in Eukaryota, Metazoa, Chordata, Actinopteri, Syngnathiformes, Syngnathidae. The coding region runs from base 241 to 1779 and encodes 512 amino acids. The record is from RefSeq and is a predicted model, not a curated record. The transcript has 8 exons.
GCAGAAAAAUGUCAGGGGAGGGGCCUGGCUUUUGAACACGUCAUAUGUUGUUUGAGCCAGUGAGAAGCCUUGGGGGGGGGGGGGGUUCAGGAAAGAACCAGGCAACGUUUGACCCUCAAAGAAACAUCCAGAAUCUCUGGAAGGACCGGCAGCCCAAAAACCCGUGUACCAGACCUGCCUGAGAAACACCCGCAGGAGCGACGCCAGACACGCGGCGGCAGCGAGUCAACAUCGGGGCGCAUGCUGGAGCUGGGCCGCAGGUGGGCCGGCGACGCUCGUCCCCCCCCGGGAACUGCCGAGCUUCCGCCUGAACCUUCCGGUGAACGUGGGCACCCGUCUGUGGUGGCGCAGGCGCAGAGCGAAGACUUCCAGGAGUUCAGCCCGACGCACGUCCGCCGCUGUGACUCGCGCUUGGACUUUGUCCGCGCCUUCAGGCAAGCGAGUUUCAAUGCGGAAGGCCAGGGAGAGCAAGGCAUCGGGUGGUUUCGUUCGGCAGACGGAGCGCCCGUGUCGUGCCGUGACGUCAUUACCCCGCCCCCUCAAUUUAAGGACGCCCCCGACGAUGGCGUCGAGUGGUCGCAACUGACCGGCGACCGCCAGCGGGAGCCAAGCGAAAGUGAUUGGUCGCAAGUGUCGGCUGCUUUUAGCUCCUCCUCCUCCUCCUCCUCCCCCCUGUUGGCUCAGUGUGACUACGCCCCCUGGCCAGCAGGCAAAGUCGUUUCCAUUUGCCCUCCCGCCACGCACGCCGGCACACGCCACCUGCUGGGCCGGAGUACGAGUGCGCACCAAAACCGAGGCUUCCUCUUGCACCACAAGCUGCGGCGGCCCAUCACGGGUCUGUACCGAGGGGGUCGCAAGUACGACGUCUUGCGUCCCAUCCACGGCAGCGCCUCCGGGACGGUGCCCGCCGUGUACUGGGUGAGCCCCUGGCGGACGGAGGCGGCCGACGAGGACCGAGGCGACCCGGAGGCGGAAGGCCGACCCACGUCUCUGUGGGAUGAGAGCGCUUGGGACUCGGACGUGGACAUGUACGUGGGGGAGGAGGACGCCGAUUAUGAAGGGGACUGCGAGGACGAGGUUGACGAGGAGGCGUCGGCUCCCCCCCCGGCGGCGCCUGCGCAAUACCUCCAAGCCUUGCUGGAUGUUUUCCCUGUGUUGUGGAGAGGCCAGUGGACAGGCGGCGCUCCGGGGCUCACUGACGGCCAGCGUCAACACCUCCCAGGUGCUCACGCACACAUUUGCCACAUUUACUGUCACUACAAACCAAAAGUGGCACUACUGAAAGGUGUAUCACCAGGCGAGGCCCUCGGGGACGCCCACGCGCGGACCCCUGAGCCGCGGACCCCCGAGCCGCGGGAUGACCCCCCCUCCUGCUUCAGCAGCUCCUCACAGGCCUCACUAAAGGACUCUGAGCGUUCGUCGGAUGACGGGAGCUCAGGCGUCUUCUCCUCCGACGGGGGUCACGAGGAGAGUUGGGGGCGGGCACGGGAGCCCCCCUCGCGCCCAUUUGAAGGUGUGCACAUUUGGAUCGAGGACGCUCGGGGGCGGCGCCUGAAAAUUCGGGAACGGCGGUGGGUCCGAGUCGGACACGUGGCUGUCGGAAUCGGCCGGGAGAUGUCGGCGAGCGCCUUCACCUUGGAGAUGCCAGACAGGAAAUCUGUGUGCUUCCGGCGGCAGAUCGGCGAGUCUCAUCUGCGCCUCCGCUGUGUGGACGCGCCCAACUCGUGUCCGCGAUGGACGUGGCGAGUUCAGGACGGCAAACUAGAAGUCCGCCAAUGACCGGACUCAUCGGAAGCCGCCUGAACUUUUGCUCCGGGUGGUUCCGGCACAAAAGGAGCAAAUGCUAACUUCUUUUGCCUCUCGUAGCCAUUCAAGCAAGAGGAAGGUACUUUUUAGUCACCACGCAUGUGUCAGCAAUGGCGACUAAAGUUUGUUUCAACGUUGGGUGACCACUGUCUUUGACAUAAACUGAAGGUUUUGCCUUCCGUCCCAUUGGCACGCAAGCAAACAAGUGAGCUAAUCUUCAAUCCAGGCCUCCUGAGCUACAACGGGUUCAACAAGAUUUUCCACUCAUGAUCGUGUGUAUGGGGGGGUGAUUGUGUAAGACAUUUAUAAUUUGUAAUCCUAUAAACUAUGAUAAUGUAUUCUGAAUUUUUUUUGUGCUAUCACGCCGAAAGAAAAUAAAAAUUGUUUUGUGUCAUAAAAUAA